Molecule: messenger RNA, 1551 nt
Organism: Penicillium olsonii
Lineage: Eukaryota; Fungi; Ascomycota; Eurotiomycetes; Eurotiales; Aspergillaceae
Source: the annotation of a GenBank genome assembly
AUGUUUUUCAAGUCUCUUGCCGUUGCCUCGCUGGCACUCUUUGCCGAAACGGCCUCUGCUGCUUUUGGUCUCACCACUAGCUCCUCCUCUUACGUGAUUGAUGCUGGAUCUUCUAACCCGCUCAAGUUCACGGUCAGCCGGACCAACUGUGACAUUACCUCGAUCAACUUCUAUGGCUCUGAGCUGCAGUAUCAGUCGACGGGCUCGCAUAUUGGCUCUGGCCUGGGAAGCAGUGCUACUGUGACAGCUACCCAGAGUGGCGACUACAUCAAGGUGACAUGUGCUACGUCCACCCUAACACACUACUAUGUUGUCCACAGCGGAGAUCCGAUCAUCCACAUGGCAACUUACACCACCGAGGAGCCAUCCGUGGGAGAGCUUCGGUACAUUGCCCGUUUGAAUGCGGACCUUCUCCCCAACGAAGAGCCAUUCGGUGUCGUGUCUAACAUUGGAGGCGGAUCCGUUGUUGAAGGCGAGGAUGUGUUCCUUGUUGAUGGCCAGACUCGCAGCAAGUUCUACUCCAGCGAGCGUUUCAUCGAUGAUAACAUUCACUGUGUUUCCGGAAGUGCCCACCGGGUUUGCAUGAUCUUGAACCAAUACGAAACUUCCGCUGGAGGACCCUUCCAUCGUGACAUCAACACAAACAAUGUUGGCUCCUACACCGGUCUCUACUGGUACAUGAACUCCGGACAUGUCCAAACCGAGACCUACCGCCAGGGUCUGCACGGCCCAUACUCCAUGUACUUCAGCCGAAGCGGAACACCAAGCACAAACAUUGAUACGUCCUUCUUCGCCGACCUCGAUAUUAAGGGAUACGUCGCUACAUCUGGAAGAGGCUAUGUCAAGGGUACUGCCUCCGGCGCUGACUCGUCCUUCAAAUGGGUCAUUCAUUGGUACAACUCCGAUGCGCAAUACUGGACUUACGCUUCUUCCUCCGGAUCGUUCACAUCUCCCGCUAUGAAGCCCGGCACAUACACCAUGGUCUACUACCAGGGUGAAUACCCCGUUGCCACUUCCUCGGUCACCGUGACUGCUGGAUCUACCGCUUCCAAGAGCAUCUCAGGCUCUGUCAAGACAGGAACCACUAUUUUCAGAAUUGGAGACUGGGACAAGACCCCUACCGGAUUCCGCAAUGCCGCAAACCAGCUCCGCAUGCACCCAUCUGACAGCCGCAUGUCAUCUUGGAGCCCGGGCACUUACACAGUCGGUAGCUCAUCGCUCACUGACUUCCCGAUGGCGUUGUUCAAAUCUGUCAACUCACCACUGACCAUCAAGUUCACUGCUACUUCUUCUCAAACCGGCGCUGCCACACUGAGAAUUGGAACUACACUGUCCUUUGCCGGCGGUCGUCCCCAAGCUACGAUCAACAGUUAUACCGGCUCUACCCCGUCCGCUCCUACUAACCUGAACUCCCGCGGUGUCACCCGAGGUGCCUACAGAGGAUUCGGUGAGGUUUAUGACGUCUCAAUCCCCGCUGGAACUAUUGUUGCUGGAACAAACACUGUGAGUGCAAAUUCCGAACCAAGUCAAGCCAGAAUUAACACCGUCUAG